AGGCGCUGCGUGUGUUGAGUUCUUACAUCACUCCCAUGGCUUCUGAGAAAGACGCUGCUCUCGCGGCCGCCGCCGCUCCUGUCCCUUCCGAUUCUCCCACCAUAUUUGACAAGAUCAUCAACAAGGAAAUUCCUUCUAAUGUGGUUUACGAGGAUGAUAAGGUGCUAGCUUUCAGAGACAUAAAUCCUCAAGCUCCUACCCACAUUGUCAUCAUUCCAAAAGUAAAGGAUGGUUUGUCAGGCUUAUCUAAGGCAGAAGAGAGACAUUGUGAGAUCCUUGGGCGACUGAUGUACACUGCCAAGCUGGUCGCGAAGCAAGAAGGACUGGAUGAUGGCUUUAGGAUCGUCAUCAAUGAUGGACCCAAUGGAUGCCAAUCUGUCUAUCACAUUCACGUUCAUCUUCUCGGAGGGCGCCAAAUGAACUGGCCUCCUGGCUAAAGAUUGUAGUUCACGUACUGCUAUGCCACACGGCUAGUGGCUUGGCCUGAGGCUGGUUAGAGUUGACAGGGUACUGUAAUGGUCGGAUCUCUGGAAUAAUGGGUUCAUCUGCUACUGCUAUUGUUUCCCUUGCUGAAUGCUGCAUGAUGCGAGUUCCUUAAUGGCGACCAACUGAACACAACUGUACGGUUUUUAAAUCCCAGCAGCUUUGGUUGACAUUUACAUUGGAGUAAAAUUAUAGAAUUUUGAUAGUUGAACUUAGAAUUAAAAGAACAACGGUGAAUCAUAUGGUGACGACUGACGAGUAAAGCCAGCUAGAGCUGAAAAGGACCAGAGGGUGGCAACCAGAACCCUUCGGCCUAAGCUUUCUUGGAUAUCUCCAAGAGAACUAUGUCCAAAGAGCACCAAAUUCGAAUAUACAGGCCACUCUUUCCUAUGCGAGCGAGACUGCUCCUUCGGUCUCUUGAAGAGCAUCGUGGUCGAGAAGGAAGCACACUUCCAUCUCCCAGAAUGACAAACCUUGCACUAACAACAACCAAUUCAAAUUAUUCAACGUGUUCCCAAAUUCUCAAGCUGGUAUCCUCAGAGAUCUAUUUCAGGCCUACUGUGUUUAAAGUUAUCAAAGGAACCCGAUUUCGGAUAUGAAACUUUCU
Linum tenue is the source of this 1090-nucleotide messenger RNA. The record is from the annotation of a GenBank genome assembly. NCBI's taxonomy places the organism in Eukaryota, Viridiplantae, Streptophyta, Magnoliopsida, Malpighiales, Linaceae.